UCGAAAACGAUUUACGUGAUCACAUUUUGAGGCAUUUGCCAGUGGAGACUCGCAAGUUAUAUCAGUGCAAUAUAUGCCAGAAGAAGUUUACACAAAGCAAUAAUCUUACUAUGCACAUCCGUAUUCAGCAUAGUGGAAUUCGGCCUUAUAAAUGCGAAGUAUGCUCGUUGAGUUUUCGUUGGUCGAACUCCAUGAAACGUCAUCGAAUGCUUAAACACUUUAAGAAUGAAGACAAACAUGCAAAAAAUACACUACCCAAGAAUAUAUUGUGUAACAGUGAAAACUUCGUGUGUGAUUAUUGUGGAAAAUGCUUCAGUGUCAAAAACAAUUUACGUGCUCACAUUUUGACGCAUUUGCCAGUGGAAGCUCGCAAGUAUCAAUGAGAUAUGCCAGAAGAAGUUAGUAAAAAACUCUCAUCUCACUGUUCACAAACGUAUUCAUAGCGGAGUACAGCCUUAUAAAUAUAUGCGACAUAUGCUCGUUCAGUUUUAAAACAAUUAAGCAACAUGAAACAAUUUAGAAGACGGCACUUUAUGAAAGAAGACGAAUAUAUACAAGAAAUAUAUUAACCAAAAAUUAGUUUCGAGAAACUACUUGACUAAGGUCUUCUGCUUAAAAUAAUAUGUAAAGGAUUGGGUCAUAU
Messenger RNA from Wasmannia auropunctata (little fire ant), 643 nucleotides. Its product is annotated as zinc finger protein 525-like. Gene Ontology annotation, biological process: regulation of DNA-templated transcription. Gene Ontology annotation, molecular function: DNA-binding transcription factor activity, RNA polymerase II-specific; RNA polymerase II cis-regulatory region sequence-specific DNA binding. The record is from RefSeq and is a predicted model, not a curated record. The transcript is spliced from 2 exons. Lineage: Eukaryota; Metazoa; Arthropoda; Insecta; Hymenoptera; Formicidae. Bases 111 to 383 code for a protein of 90 amino acids.